Messenger RNA from Pogonomyrmex barbatus (red harvester ant), 963 nucleotides. It is a transcript of the gene Trs20, whose product is annotated as trafficking protein particle complex subunit 2. The record is from RefSeq and is a predicted model, not a curated record. NCBI's taxonomy places the organism in Eukaryota, Metazoa, Arthropoda, Insecta, Hymenoptera, Formicidae. Gene Ontology annotation, biological process: endoplasmic reticulum to Golgi vesicle-mediated transport.
AAUCAGAAUCAAUAUGGCUGCGCCGUGUGUGGGAAAUCGAUAUUGAUGAAACAAUCACGUAUCACGGUGACAACGUGAUAAUUCAUCGCUUACGAUGACUGCUAAUUAUUACUUUGCGAUCGUUGGCCAUGCCGACAAUCCAUUAUUCGAGAUAGAAUUCAACAAUGCUGGGAAAGACUCAAAGAAAGAGGAUCAUUCGCAUUUAAAUCAAUUCAUCGCUCACGCAGCACUGGACCUCGUAGAUGAGCACACGUGGAAAACAACGAAUAUGCACUUGAAAGUCGUGGAUAAAUUUAACCAGUGGUUUGUCAGUGCAUUUGUAACAGCGACUCACAUUCGAUUUAUCAUGGUACACGACAGCAAAAACGAGGAUGGCAUCAAAAAUUUUUUUAACGAGAUGUAUGAAACUUACAUAAAGUACUCCAUGAAUCCAUUUUACAAACUGAAUACGCCUAUUAAAUCUGUGGGAUUUGAGAAAAAGGCACAACUAUAUGGCAGAAAAUAUUUAUCUUCUUAAACAUAACAUCGAUAUUAAUAAAAUGAAUUUUGUAAAAAUUAAGUUUUAUGAUCUUUUUCACUUUAUUCAAGAUUUUGUAUACUACAAAAUGUUUUGUUAAUAGGAAUCAGGAGUAAACAAAAAUGUUUUUUCCUAUUAGCUCUAAUAUUAAAAAAGCAUAUUACUUAAAAAACUUAUAAUUUAUAUUUUGAUUUUGUACAAUGUAUAUAUUUAUAUAUUAUAUGAAUUAUAUUAUAUAAUAUUUAAUAUAAAAAUUAUUUAUAUAAAAAACAAAAUUUGUAUUUUAUAUAACUAAUUUUUACAUAUAUGAUAACAGUAAUGUAUGUAUGAAACUAUGCUUUCUAUUCCAUUUCUAGAUCUUGUAUCUGAAAAGUAAAAAAAGAUAUAUAUUUGAAUGAAAACAAAUGUUAAACAAAAUGAAAUAUAUGCGGAUCGUUUUUGUUAUA